Messenger RNA from Rattus norvegicus (Norway rat), 2523 nucleotides. It is a transcript of the gene Cbs, whose product is annotated as cystathionine beta synthase. Gene Ontology annotation, cellular component: nucleus; cytoplasm. Gene Ontology annotation, molecular function: protein homodimerization activity; oxygen binding; modified amino acid binding. The record is from RefSeq and is marked validated. The coding region runs from base 145 to 1788 and encodes 547 amino acids. The transcript is spliced from 16 exons. Lineage: Eukaryota; Metazoa; Chordata; Mammalia; Rodentia; Muridae. Gene Ontology annotation, biological process: L-cysteine biosynthetic process; L-homocysteine catabolic process; hydrogen sulfide biosynthetic process.
UUUCCCGCGUCUGAGUCUAGCUGCACCCUGCUCCUUGUCUCCCAUCCUUGCAAAGCUUGUCUGAGUGGAGCCAACACGCCCAGAGGGGGACAGGAGAGUCAACUACUAAACCAACAGGUUUCUGCGACCUCAGCAAAUCCCAGCAUGCCUUCAGGGACAUCCCAGUGUGAAGAUGGCUCUGCAGGGUGCCCCCAGGACUUGGAGGUACAGCCAGAAAAAGGGCAACUGGAGAAGGGAGCCUCAGGGGACAAGGAAAGAGUCUGGAUCUCGCCUGAUACCCCAAGCAGAUGUACUUGGCAGCUGGGCAGGCCCAUGGCGGAUUCCCCACAUUACCACACAGUGCCGACAAAAUCCCCGAAAAUUUUGCCAGAUAUUCUGAGGAAAAUUGGCAACACCCCUAUGGUCAGAAUCAACAGGAUCUCCAAGAAUGCAGGACUCAAGUGCGAGCUGUUGGCCAAGUGUGAGUUCUUCAACGCCGGUGGGAGUGUGAAGGACCGCAUCAGCCUCCGGAUGAUUGAAGACGCUGAGCGAGCCGGAACCUUGAAGCCCGGAGACACGAUCAUUGAGCCAACUUCUGGCAACACAGGGAUCGGGCUGGCUCUGGCAGCUGCUGUGAAGGGCUAUCGCUGCAUUAUCGUGAUGCCUGAGAAGAUGAGUAUGGAGAAGGUGGAUGUGCUGCGAGCUCUGGGAGCUGAGAUUGUGAGGACGCCCACCAACGCCAGAUUCGAUUCCCCCGAGUCCCACGUAGGAGUGGCAUGGCGACUGAAGAACGAAAUCCCCAAUUCUCACAUUCUGGACCAGUACCGCAAUGCCAGCAACCCCUUGGCGCACUACGAUGACACCGCAGAGGAGAUCCUGCAGCAGUGCGACGGGAAGGUGGACAUGCUGGUGGCUUCAGCAGGCACGGGUGGCACCAUCACGGGUAUCGCGAGGAAGCUGAAGGAGAAGUGCCCAGGUUGUAAAAUCAUCGGUGUAGAUCCCGAGGGGUCCAUCCUCGCGGAGCCCGAGGAGCUGAACCAGACGGAGCAAACAGCCUAUGAGGUGGAAGGGAUCGGCUACGACUUCAUCCCCACCGUCCUGGACAGGGCGGUGGUGGAUAGGUGGUUCAAGAGCAAUGAUGACGAUUCCUUCGCCUUCGCCCGCAUGCUCAUCUCCCAGGAGGGACUGCUGUGCGGUGGGAGUUCAGGCAGCGCUAUGGCCGUGGCUGUGAAGGCUGCCCAGGAGCUAAAGGAAGGACAGCGCUGUGUGGUCAUCCUGCCCGACUCUGUGCGCAACUACAUGUCCAAGUUCUUGAGUGACAAAUGGAUGCUGCAGAAAGGCUUCAUGAAGGAGGAGCUCUCCGUGAAGAGACCCUGGUGGUGGCAUCUGCGUGUCCAAGAGCUGAGCCUAUCAGCACCGCUGACCGUGUUGCCCACUGUCACCUGUGAGCACACCAUCGCCAUCCUCCGGGAGAAGGGUUUUGACCAGGCACCUGUGGUCAACGAGUCUGGGGCCAUCCUAGGGAUGGUGACUCUCGGGAACAUGUUGUCCUCCCUGCUUGCUGGGAAGGUGCGGCCAUCAGACGAAGUCUGCAAAGUCCUCUACAAGCAGUUCAAGCCGAUCCACCUGACCGACACACUGGGCAUGCUCUCCCACAUCCUGGAGAUGGACCACUUCGCCCUGGUGGUCCAUGAGCAGAUCCAAUACCGCAACAAUGGCGUGUCCAGCAAGCAGCUGAUGGUGUUUGGUGUUGUCACCGCCAUUGACCUGCUAAACUUCGUGGCAGCCCGUGAGCAGACCCGGAAAUAGAGUUCAGAAGUCAGGACUGGCUUCCAUCCUCCCUGCUGGGACUUCUUGGCUUUCAGAGACACCGACUGGUUUCCACACCCAAGUCCAGCAGGUGGCUGCUGAGGCCAGCACCCUCCCCUCCUAACGCUCAGCUCCCUAUAGGAAUCCUCUAUGUCCGAGUAGCUUACGUGGGCUUUCCUCUGGUGUCCCAGAACCAAGGAAUGGCAGCCAGGAAAGAUAGGCACAGACUACACUCGCCACAAGACUCAGGGUGCCUAGGAAAGUGUCCUCUCCAGAGAGGGCUCCAGCCUGAGAAAGGGCAAACCCUGGACUGACUGUGCUCAUCCUCAGGGGGCAGUGCUGGCCCCAGCAAGGGAGCAUGUGGGUUUUAAAUGAAGGUGCGUUCCAGUGACCUGAGACCCACAGCUGUGAAGUAAACGUCGUGCCUGUACGGAGUGUCACCACCUGGGUCAUGACCCUGCUUAGCAGUUCCUCCUCACAUCUCCCUCCUUUCCCGACAAGCACCUACUUUCUGUCUCAACUCUUCCUAUAAAUGAAUCACAUACCUGUGGUCAUGUCUACCUAAUUUUCCUGGAAUGAGUGCCUUGUGUUUUCCUGUUAUGGCCUGUGUCAGAGUUUCGUUCCUUUCCAUGGCUGAGGGAGCCCAUUGUGUGGAUGGGUGGUUCUUAUUUUCUGGGCAUCGGUAUGCUUGAAUACAUUUCCCCGCUGGGGUGUAGCCCGGUUGGGCUCACUGCA